Molecule: messenger RNA, 510 nt
Organism: Hibiscus syriacus
Lineage: Eukaryota; Viridiplantae; Streptophyta; Magnoliopsida; Malvales; Malvaceae
Product: auxin-responsive protein SAUR50-like
Exons: 1
Coding region: 42-359 (105 amino acids)
Biological process (GO): response to auxin
Source: RefSeq, a predicted model, not a curated record
UCAUCUCCUUCACGCUCUCUUCUGCUUCAGAGAACUCAUCAAUGGCGGUCAGGAAAUCAUCCAAGCUCCCUCAGACCGCCGUUCUGAAGCAAAUCCUCAAGCGGUGCUCCAGUCUGGGCAAGAGACACGGCGGCUACGACGAAGACGGACUCCCCCUCGACGUCCCCAAAGGCCAUUUCGCUGUUUACGUCGGCGAGAAGAGGAGCAGGUACAUCGUGCCCAUCUCGUUCUUGCAUCACCCCGAGUUCCAGUGCUUGCUCCGACUAGCCGAGGAAGAGUUCGGGUUCGACCACGACAUGGGACUCACUAUCCCUUGUGAAGAAGUCGUUUUCCGCUGUCUCACUUCCAUGCUCCGAUGAACUGCAAAAAAAAAACGAUUGAGCUUUUGGAGAAGAUGAAGAUGGAUGAGAUAAGCAUAUAUAGCAGCAUUCUAUGGCGCUAUGCUUUUCUUCUUUUUCUUUUUAAACAUCGAUUCUUCUGGGUUUUUUUUCUUUUCAUUUUUCUACUAUU